ACCAACAGAGAGUCAUGGAGUUGGAGGCCAAUCAAGUCCCUCAUGAAAUGAUCUACGAUGAGGCUGGCUUCAACUUGGCGAAAAGGCGUCGGCGUGGAAGAAACAUAAUUGGCAAAAGGGCCACAGUUACCGCGCCGGGCCAGAGAGGAGCCAACAUCACCAUGUGCGCUGCAAUCUCCAUCAAUGGUGCACUCCUGAAUAAAUGUGUGAUUGGCCCAUACAACACCGACCGCCUUCUCCUGUUUUUAGAAGACUUGCACGAUAGACUUGUGCCAGAGGUAGAAAGGGGACCGGUGGGAGACCUGUCAAUAUAUGUGAUCACAUGGGACAAUGUGGCAUUCCACCAUUCCCGUGCAGUCACAGCCUGGUUUGAUACCCAUCUGAGGAUGAUGUCCCUUUUCGUUGCCCCUUACUCCCCUUUCCUCAACCCCAUUGAGGAGUUUUUCUCAGCCUGGAGAUGGAAGGUUUUCGACCAUCGUCCACAGGACCAAAUGUCCCUCCUGGAUGCAAUGGAUGCUGCAUGCCAAGACAUCACAGCUGAACACUGCCAGGGGUGGACAAGGCAUACCAAAAGAUUAUUCCCAAGAUGCCUUGCCAGAGAAGAUAUCAGAUGUGAUGUGGAUGAGAACAUGUGGCCAAACGCAGAAGACCGGGCCGAUUAGAUUACAUUUAUUAUUAUUAUUAUGUUUUAAUUCUUCGGUGGGUUUUUUUGUUUGUAUAUUCAUAUAAAACAGUAAAUGACAGCUAUCUUGCACAUUUUGUUUUCUUGCAUUCUUGUUUUUCUAAUACAAAUAAAGUCUUUACUGCAGCAAUUCUGUUUCGGCCUCUUUUUUCCCACAUAAACCGUUUCUAUAAAGCUAUAAAUCCAUUUAUAAAAUUAUAAUUCUAUAAAGCUACUCUGAGUUGGGUCAUUCAAUUUUUGUAUAAAAUUUCUGCAGCAAAAUAAACCCAAAUAGAAAAAGAAACUGUACUGUAAAACACAACCUAUGAUCAAUGCAAUAUACUCUAUUGUAUAUGGUCAGACC
Messenger RNA from Onychostoma macrolepis, 1025 nucleotides. RefSeq lists its product as uncharacterized. The record is from RefSeq and is a predicted model, not a curated record. Gene Ontology annotation, molecular function: nucleic acid binding. Lineage: Eukaryota; Metazoa; Chordata; Actinopteri; Cypriniformes; Cyprinidae. The transcript is spliced from 2 exons. The coding region runs from base 15 to 662 and encodes 215 amino acids.